This is a messenger RNA of Toxotes jaculatrix (banded archerfish), 6364 nucleotides long. It is a transcript of the gene znf148, whose product is annotated as zinc finger protein 148. Gene Ontology annotation, molecular function: DNA-binding transcription factor activity, RNA polymerase II-specific; RNA polymerase II cis-regulatory region sequence-specific DNA binding. NCBI's taxonomy places the organism in Eukaryota, Metazoa, Chordata, Actinopteri, Toxotidae. Gene Ontology annotation, biological process: regulation of transcription by RNA polymerase II. The record is from RefSeq and is a predicted model, not a curated record. The coding region runs from base 625 to 3099 and encodes 824 amino acids. The transcript is spliced from 7 exons.
AUAUGGGACUUAGUGGUUGUUGGUGUGUGUUUAAACCGUGACAGAUACUUAGUUACCAAACUGCCUCUUCGUUCUUUCUGUAUUAGCUACAAUUCAAACCUCUUCCCAAACGGUCCACAAGCGCUAGGUUAGCUUGCGUUACCGUUUUAAGAUCGAGCGAUUGCUAGUUAACUAAUUAGGUGUUGUUGAAGUGUAACGCCAAGCAAGACCAACGCCGGUGUAAUGUUGCAGUAUAAAAUUUAUAGCUGGUUUUCUGACCACUCUUUCGAUACUGGAAUUGUCCUGUUGUCGAAGUCGGCUGACAUUUAGCCGUUUUUUAAAUCAAAAUAUAUAUUUAUAUUAAACAAAUUAAUAGGCCUGGCUUAUAAGUACGUUAACUUGUACAACAUGACUUCAAACAUUAUACGACCUAGAUCCAUAAAAGCAGCUUGUUAUUUUUAAAAAAUCUCAACUUUCCGAGCUGCUUUAUGGUGCUUGCUAUCACUUUACUCUGAAUUGUACAUUUUUUGUAAGGUAAGAACGCAGAAACUACAAUUGACCCAGUUAAAGUUGACACUCAGCUUAGAAGAGGUGUUGUUUGGUCAACAAAAGCGGAACUAAGAGGGAACUGAAGAAGACUUUUGGAUGAGAGACUCAAGAACCACUCUAUGUAAGAUGAACGCUGAGGACAAGUUGGAUGGUAUGCUGCUGAAGUGCAGCAGUGGAGGAAUAGAUGGAGGAGGGAGAGUUGGGCUCACUAGUGGAGGAGGACUGGUAGUGAUGACCCUGGGGGAGCGAGCAUUGGUGAACCACCCUCUCUUGGCUGGGGAUGAUGACGAUGAAGACGAUGAUGAGGACUUGACUCGGAGCUCACUGGUUACUCACGACCUGGUCCCUCCGGAACAGCUGAUGAUGCAGGAGGAGAUGACCAAGAAUGGUGGAGGAGGAGAAGAGGAGGGAGGAGGCGAGGUGGGAGUGCAUUUCCCCCUAAAACUGACCAAUAAGUUGCCCUGCUUGCUUCAUAUGCCAUUAAGCAUCAAGCAGGAACUGAAACUAUCUGAGCCAGCAGUCCAGCUAAAGAAGGACAAAAAAGCAGUUAAGGACCUGAUGGUGUGUCCCAAGAAGAAGAAGAGGAAGCAGCGAUCACCAGCAAAGAUUCUCAGCAUCAAUGACGACAGAUCACUGGGCAUACAAAGUCCCAAGUGUCACAUCUGUGUUCACUGCAAUGCUGCAUUCAGAACCAACUAUCAUCUGCAGAGGCACGUCUUCAUUCACACUGGUGAGAAGCCAUUUCAGUGCAGCCAGUGUGACAUGCGCUUCAUUCAGAAAUAUCUUCUCCAGAGACAUGAGAAGAUCCACACUGGUGAAAAACCUUUUCGCUGUGAUGAGUGUGGGAUGAGGUUCAUCCAGAAGUAUCACAUGGAGAGACACAAGAGAACUCACAGUGGAGAAAAGCCCUACCAGUGUGACUACUGUCACCAGUACUUCUCCAGAACAGACCGGGUUUUAAAGCACAGGCGAAUGUGUCAUGAGAAUAGAGAAAGAAAGACCAGCAAGGCUGCCGGGAAAGUUGGACCUUUGCGUGAAGCAGAUUCUUUAGGCCUCCCCUUUCUUGCCAAAGAGUGUUCACUGCCCAAGAAGAAGCGCCAGAAGUGUGCAGACAAGAGUUCAGGUGCUCCCACCGCUGCCCAGACAGAAGGGCACACUGUCGCUGUCGUAGAGACAGAAGAGAAGGAGGAGCAGAGACAGAAUAACAUUGAAGGUCUACCUCUCUAUGCUGUGUCCUCCAAAGUCAAACACGAGUAUGUCAUUGCAGACUACUCUGUGGAACUUCCUGAAGAAACUGCUAGUCAGCACCAAGAAGGAGAAGUGUCCUCAGAGGAGACAACUCCUCCUAAGCUAGUCCUAAAGAAGGUCCCCAAGAGGAGUCUUAAACAGUCCAGUGAAAAAACUCCCCCCUGCCUGUCCACAUUGUCUUCCUUUGAGGAAAAUAGUAAGGUCACGCAGUAUACCUUCGAAAUCGUGGACAAGCAAGGCCUGUUAGAAGUAGAAAGCAACAAUGAACUUGAGUCAGUUGAGACUCUUCAAGGAGGACCAGCAAAGCCAGCAGCCAGCAGCACAAACUACGACGACGCCAUGCAGUUUCUCAAGAAGAAGCGUUACCUUCAGGCAGCGAUGGCCAACAACAGUCGGGAUUAUGGCCUGAACACGAGCAGCAUCUCUUCUCAGCCGUCUGUUACGCAAACUGUGGUGUCAACCGUCAUCGACGAAACUGUCCCUGCCACCAUUCUGGAGCCCCAGCCAAUCAGCACAGACAUUAAGGCAACUCAUGACAAGAAUGUGCUGCCAGAUGAAGUUCUUCAAACGCUGUUGGAUCACUACUCCAACAAAGCUAAUGGGCAGUCAGACAUUUCUUUUAGCGUGGCCGACACAGAGGUGACAUCAAGCAUAUCCAUUAAUUCCUCUGAUGUUUCAGACAGCAGCCCAGUGGAGAGUCUUGGGGCCUCUAGCGCCCAGGCUCAGCCAGCUACUGAGAAGGUCAGCCUCUUGCAAGAAUACUCCAAGUUUCUCCAGCAAGCUCUGGAGAGGACCAGCCAGAACGACAGUUACCUGACCAGCCAGAGCCUCAGCUUGGUCUCCGAAAACCCCACAUUAGCUGGACAGCCCCUGUUCUCCACAGAGAAACAGUUUCCUUCCCCCAGCAGGUUCAAAUCAGGGAUGAGCUCUCCGCUAAGGUCCACUUUAGAGAAACCUCACUUUGGAUUACUGGUCGGGGACUCCCAGCACUCGUUUUCAUUUUCAGGUGAUGAGACCACCCCUCCCUCCGCAGUGUCCCCAGCUGAGGAGGACUUUCUGGAGCAGGUCUCACCCUCCAAAAAGACAGACUCUUCGCAGGGAAUACUGCAGACUUUUCAAAUAAGCUCCUUCGAUCAGAACUUCAAAUCUCAUUUCCAGACAUCAAGAUCUGGAUCCUCCUCGCAGUUUACUGUUGCCAACGGACAAGUAAGUCUUCGAGGACACAGCACAGACUUCUCAGAGUUCCCCUUAGUCAGAGUCACUGAGAGCAGGUCUCAACUGAACUCCUCCCCUGAUGUUUCAUCCAGUGAAACCUUUGGCUGAAGGGAAGGGGGUCAGAAUACAUUUCUGUUAAUAAUUUCAGCUGCACUUUAUCUCAUGUCUCCUGUUUUGCCAAAACAAGCCCCAUUGCAACUAUGUGCUCUUUCUCAAAGCAUUUUGUUAGAAAACUUACUCAUAUUGUGUGUUUUUUGUUUUUUUUUGUUUUUUUUGCUAAGUGCAUCCUCAAAGAAUGGAAGUACUAAAAAUUGAUAAAUCAGAAUUAGCAUUUCCCCUUUAAAAAAAGGAAAUUGUAAUUGUGUAUUUCUUGCUCCAGAAUGUACAUUAAGAGAUUAGGUGACCAAAGCAUAAAGCAAGAGGUAGAGUGAAAUGUUCUCUCAUGCCAUUGCCAUAGAGUUUAUUUUGAAUGUUUUUGUCAGUCAGUUUGCCUUGCUCAAAAAGAUGAUCAAAUCACUCUUGCUGCUUAAUGCAAUAUUUCCACUUAUUAAAAUGUAGGCCCUAUUUAUGAAUGCCUUUUUGCUCUCUCUGUGGCUGCCUCCCCCUCCCCUUGCUUUUCCUGUGGUUAAAUGUAAGAUCAGUCGCAGAGCCUUUUUAUUUCAGCUGUGCAACUCCUGUUCAAUUGCUCACUAAAAUGAAACCAUGGUUAGAUCAUAACUGAUUCUUCACUAUAUGUUGUCAUAUGUUAUGUCACUUUAAUCUUACAUGAAAUGGGUGUUUCUGCAAGAUAUGUGUAAUGAAUGCUACAGGAAAGAUUUGACUGAUGGUGUUUGUCUGAUCUGCAAUCUGGAAGUUUAUUUUCCAUUGACAGAUUGGGCCUAAUUUGGUUGCUGUGAUGGUCAAAAAAAAAGAGGAAAUUAUAGCUCUCAUUCAUAAAUUGUUUGACAUUGUGUGGGUUAAUGAAUUCCCAACAUGGCUGGAUCUCUCUGCACUGAUUUUCACAAAUGUGACUAGUGCAGUAUAGGCUGCGUAAUGAAAAAGGCUGGGCUGUAUUAGAUUUUAAAGUCCCCCACCCCACCAAAAAAAAAAUAAUAAUUGGGUAUCGGACGGCUGCACUCAUGUAAUGACUGUAGGAUAAUUCUUAUUUUAUUUUAGUAGUAUAAGUGAGUUGUAGCGAAAUUAUUUAACAGGACUGUGCUUAAUGUUUGCACAACUUGCACAUUAUUCACUACAAGGAAUGUAGUAGUUACUUUCAGAGUGGUGGAGUUGCAUAAUACCUUUACCUAAAAGGCAAUUUUUUGUUAAAUGAGAUUUCUGACACUGACCACUUAGUGAAAACCCUCAUGUCAGAUUUGGUUUAUAUGAAAUUAGAGAUGAGCCUCUUUGCUUUAGUCACUUGUAAUGAUGUAGCUCUUGUAGCUGCAGUUUAAUUGUUUAUUUGUCCAACUUGGAGCAUGCACAUGUAGUAGGGGAACAAAAUAACCACGAUGAGAACCCUUUGUUUUCACUGAAGGUCAGGGUUUUAUUAAGGCUGUAUUAUGAAAUACAUUGUACACGUGGAAAUAAGGUGCUUGGUUUUAAUGUUUCAUUAGUUUUGCAUCUAUGCCUUUCUUUUUUUUUUUUGUAAUUCCAGCCUUUCCUAUACUCAUUCCUUUUAUGUAUAUUUCUUUUUACUCAGCCAAUGCUCUAAGGCUACUAAUUCAACUUGCACAAUAACAGUAAAAACAUAAGCUAUCAACUUAUUCAGUCUGUAACAUGUUGAGAUCUGGGAGCUUCAUCUGAUUUUGCCAUCAUAUUUGAUUAUUUUCAAAUUUAAGAAAGAAAUAGCACCAAGUUUAAUUCUCAAACUAUUAUCUGUGGUUGGAGGGAAUUUGCAUUUUUAUGUACCAUGUUGCAGUAUGUCUAUAUGAGUACAGAAUCAUGUUUUAGGUAUUUGUAGUUUUGAUAUAACCAUCACCCAUUUGCUAGAAUUCGGUAGUGAGCCACAUCUGUUUAGGCCUUGUUGAAACCAUUUGGUUUUAAAUGGUUGAAUGAGGUCUGUACCUUAUCACACUGUUGACAGUUUUCUGUGUGUACAUGCAUGUGUAUCGUCUUAGGUGCUAUUGUGUUGAACACUGUUUUUGUGUGCGCCAUCAAAUUUAGGUUUUCCUCCCCCUAAGCUCCCUCUUGUUACAUUUCUACUGACAAUCAGGGACAGACAGCACCCACACGAAUCAUCAAAUACUUUAUUUCUCCUCAUUGAACAUUCCCUCUAGAAUGUAUAGACGAUAUCCUGCUGUAAAUACAUUGUAUAUUUUUAUGUUCUGAGAAGUACUGUUAGAUAUCUGUGUCAGUAGAGAGACAAGGCUUGUGCAAGAGACACUUUUUGUCAGUGGAAGGCACAUUUAUUUGUUUUCCAGCAUUGUAAGUUAAUGCAGUUGAUGUGCAUUAGGAUGGGUUUUACUGUGUACACCUGUAACAAAAAGCCCCCAGAAACUUUCUGAGUUUCAGAAAGAAUAAUCCACCUGAAAUCAGUCUUUUUUUUAUUUUAUUUUAUUUUUUUUUAAACAAGUAUUUAACCACAGCAGCUUGAAUUCACGUCAGUUUGAAUAGGUUUCGGGUGGAAUAUUACCUAAAAAUAUUGGUCCUGUGGUUGAAAUAUUCCUCUAUCUACCCGUUUCAUUGUAAGCAAUUUUUAAAAGCACAGUGCAGAUGAGUAUUUCUGCUUUGGUAAAUUGUAUCCCAUAAAUUUUUCAUGGAGAGUUUUGAAUUCAGUCAAGCAAUUUAAAAUGCAAAACUGUUGGAGAUUCAUGAAUUAUAUGAGCAGUACUAUGGUAUUUUUUCCUUUUAAUUAACUAUCGUCAGUAACCUGGCCAUAAGUGUCCUUGUAUAAGCUAGAGAAAAAAAAAGUUUGUUUUGUGUAAAAAGAUCUGAAUUAUGAAUUUUUUGAUAAAAACUAUUUUUGAAACAUGUCAUUUAAGGCACUGAUAUGUACAGUAUAUCAUAUGCAGUCACUAUUGCUACCCUCAUUUAUCUCUGUACAAGUCGUUUGUGUCAAGGUGUUUCAAAUACGGAUGGGAAUCUCCUUCUUGGUUGUGAACUUUGACUGGCAUUUUCAUACUUUUAAUGAACUUGACGAGGAAGCCUCACUGCGCCACUGUGGGGUUUGAUCUUAAGUUAGACAGUAAGGUUUAUUUGCAUGGUCUCUAACUUGUUGGGUCGAGUGAACGUGUUUUAUAAAUAAUGUGCAGCUUUAAUUGUAGCUGAUUAAUUUCAGUCAAGUAACCCAUAUGAUUAGAAUUUUUGCAAUAUAUUAUGAUUUGUAAACAAUCAGAUUAAAUUGUUGUUUUGGUUGUUGUGUGUCAUGUCCUUAUAAAUAAAAUGAUUCACAGUA